Messenger RNA from Suillus fuscotomentosus, 537 nucleotides. RefSeq lists its product as uncharacterized. The record is from RefSeq and is a predicted model, not a curated record. Bases 1 to 537 code for a protein of 178 amino acids. The transcript has 4 exons. NCBI's taxonomy places the organism in Eukaryota, Fungi, Basidiomycota, Agaricomycetes, Boletales, Suillaceae. Gene Ontology annotation, biological process: protein demethylation. Gene Ontology annotation, molecular function: protein methylesterase activity.
AUGGAAGGGGUCGUGACUGCACGUUUGAAGCAGCUGUCGCGGAUGUCGAGACGGCAGCAGGCCGAGUCUGCAAUGAUAACGCCUGAGGCUGGGCUGGGCCUUGUGAUUGACAUUGCUGCUGCGUUGGUAUCACAUUGCCAUGGGUGUGCUGAGGAGAUACACAGCAAAGAAAAAGCACGACAUGAGCCCACCAUGGGAUGGGUUGUGAUUGUGCAGCACGCACGCAAAUAUUGGAUUCAAAUACAAGUGGCGUACACACUCCGGGACAGCUGGUUCCCGUCGCUUUCGUCCUUAUUCCUCGGGCUCCACUAUGCACGGCUCUUAGUAUUAGCAGGUGCAGAGCGCCUUGAUACGACACUCACGGUUAGUCAGAUGCAGGGCAAAUUCUGGCUCGAAGUCAUGGCUAGUUCGGGUGUGGGACAUCUCAUGCACGAGGACGGUCCGACAAAACUGGCAGAGAUUCUGGCAGAUUUCUGGAUGUGCAAUGAACGCAUUAUGAUUCGAGGUAACGUUACCAAGAUGGUCGGGGAGGUUUAG